Molecule: messenger RNA, 1709 nt
Organism: Oryctolagus cuniculus (rabbit)
Lineage: Eukaryota; Metazoa; Chordata; Mammalia; Lagomorpha; Leporidae
Source: RefSeq, a predicted model, not a curated record
AUGUUUUUAAGUACAAGCCCCAAAGAGGCACAAGUAGAUUUCUCUGCUCAUGUGAAAGAACUCUACAACGUGAAUUUGUUGAUCACAAAGGAGGAAAUUGGCUAUCCUUAUACCUUCAGAACGCAGGGAAAGAACUUCACAGGAGUGAAAGAGUUCAUCUUCUUGGGAUUCUCUAGCUUUGGGAAGCAUCAAUUCACUCUCUUUAUGGUUUUCUUAAACAUUUACACUUUAACUUUGGCUGGUAACAUCAUCAUCGUGACUAUAACCUGCAUUGACCGUCACCUCCACACUCCCAUGUACUUUUUUCUGAGCAUGCUGGCUAGUUCAGAGACUGUGUACACACUGGUUAUUGUGCCACGAAUACUUUCCAGUCUCAUUUUCCAUAAGCAUCCCAUCUCUUUGGCAGGUUGCGCAACUCAAAUGUUCUUUUUUGUCACCUUGGCCAUCAACAAUUGCUUUCUGCUUACAGCAAUGGGCUAUGACCGCUUUGUGGCGAUUUGCAAGCCCCUGAGGUAUACAGUCAUCAUGAGUAAAAAAACGUGUGCCCAGUUGGUGUGUGGGUCCUUUGGCACUGGUCUGGUUAUGGCAGUUCUCCAAGUGACAGCAAUGUUCAAGUUGCCCUUCUGCGGCAAAGUGGUGGACCACUUCUUCUGUGACAUUUACCCAGUCAUGAAGCUUUCUUGCACUGAUACCACGGUCAAUGAAAUAAUCAAUUAUGGUGUAAGUUCAUUUGUGAUUCUUGUGCCCAUAGGCCUGAUCUUCAUCUCCUAUGUCCUCAUCAUCUCCUCCAUUCUUAAAAUUGCCUCUGCUGAGGGCAGGAAGAAAACCUUUGCCACAUGUGCCUCCCACCUCACAGUGGUCAUCGUCCACUAUGGCUGUGCCUCCAUUUCCUAUCUCAAGCCCAAAUCAGAGAGCUCAAUAGAUAAGGACCUUCUUCUCUCUGUGACCUACACCAUCAUCACUCCCCUGCUGAACCCUGUUGUUUACAGCCUAAGGAACAAGGAGGUCAAAGAUGCCCUACAUAGAGCUGUGGGCAGAAAUAUUUCUUAGCAGAUGGAAUCAUUUAUUAUAGAUCUUUAGCCCAGCAUAAUGUGAGUCUACUUACAACCAAACUACAAUGCGGAUGUUCAUUAAACACAACAUUUGUUGACUAUAAUGACAGAGAAUAGAAAUGCUUUACUUUUCAUGUAAAAAAAAUUAGGAUUUCUGUUCUUCUGAAAUUUGUUAACAGAAUCAUUACAAGAUGAGUUGACUACUUGUUUUUAUUCUUGAAAAUUUUGGUUUGCAAACACAUUUGACCCCCACUUCAUUUGAGUUCUUUGAUAGUCAAGUCUUUGAUAGUCUGGUAAAUGGAUGUGGAGAAGAGGCUGUUGAAGUACAGCGGCUGGAUUCUUAGGAAAAUAGGUUUCAGAGAGAGCCGAUUCCAUUUCAUACCUCACGUACGAGCGAGGUCUUUCAUUUUCAGCAGUUAAAUCAUAUGCUCUGUAAUAGUCAUUUUAGAAAGGGCUUCCUUAAUUCAUGAUGAUUGAAAAAUUAGUAGCUUUGCAGGGAAGGGCCCUUAACUUAUUAUCCAGCUAUAUUAGCUCCUUAAAUAAUAUUUGUUUCUAUAUGUAUGCCUCCCUCUUGUACAAUCAAUACAAAAACUUCUGUGGUUCCCUAGAGGUUUAGCAGGGAAAGAAACUAUUGGUGGCUUUUGUCUGUAACUACAC